This is a messenger RNA of Coffea eugenioides, 2155 nucleotides long. Its product is annotated as E3 ubiquitin-protein ligase At1g63170-like. The record is from RefSeq and is a predicted model, not a curated record. The transcript is spliced from 5 exons. Gene Ontology annotation, molecular function: zinc ion binding. The coding region runs from base 485 to 1786 and encodes 433 amino acids. NCBI's taxonomy places the organism in Eukaryota, Viridiplantae, Streptophyta, Magnoliopsida, Gentianales, Rubiaceae.
UGACUAGUCUGCCCAACAAACCCAAAAUUUCAGACACGGUUCUCUUUAAUUGUUCCUCGUAAUAUUCGUUUAAUAAUAGUUCAACCGGAUUUUCUGUCUCCAGCUCUUCCUCUUCUUCAUCAUCAUCAUCUACUAUUCACUUAAUUAUCCAUUCAUAAUAAUUUUCCGACUUAAUAAACAAUUAUUAAUACCUCCUUGUCGGCUUGUAUGGGAGUAACAUAGGACAGGGGCACUUAAUUAUAUCAAGGCUAACAUUUGAUCGUUAGACCAUAAAUAAACACGAAGAGGAACCAAAUAACGACGUCGAUCAAAAGAGCUGCACCAAAACUGGUGAGCAGUUAUUGGUAUAUUGGAAACAAUUGCAUUGUUACAUCAGUCAAGAUAAUAUUGACAUUGCCAUUGAAAAUGCUGCUUGUGAAGACCUAACACACACAGCGCCCUGAGUAGCUAGAAGUAUUCAGUUCUUUCCGUUUCUGAGGAAUUAAUGGCUGUUACCUCUCAAGAGACCGGUCGAGAAAAUCCCACUGAUAGAUUUCCUUUGCUCAUGGAGCAGGCAGAGAAUCGUGAAAGUAAUGAUCAUGUUAUUGAUAUAGGACGGGUUGGUGAUGCUUCCUCUCCAGACUCAUCUGAUCAUGGUUCUCCUUGUGGUUUGACUACACCACAUCAUGAAACAGGACCCUCAGGUCGGGGUCAAGUGCCUUUGACUCAGUCACCCUCAGCGUCCAAUGGUUCCAACUUUAGGAGCUCUUCACUUUCACGGCGAGGUGAAGGUUUGGGGCGUCGAUGGAGUCCAUUCAAUACGGUGUUGUGGAUUUCCCUUGAGCUAGUAUUCACUGUUGGCCAAAUUAUUGCAGCACUGGUUGUUCUAUAUUUGUCAAGACGUGAGAAUCCACAAACUCCAUUGUUUGCUUGGGUUGUUGGUUAUGCUGCUGGUUGUGCAUUAAGCCUCCCUCUCUAUUACUGGCGCUAUAUUCAUAGUAAUCAGAUCACUGAUCAAAGGUCCACUCAAUCACGUCAAGGCUCGAGACGAGGCAAUUCGACAUCAGAACCCAAUUCUUACAUAACCAUCUCACUAACUAGAUCUUCAGAAGAGGAAGCUGGCCAGAAUACAUCUACAGGCGCUUGGAAUGGUCAGAAUAAUGGCGCUCCCAAUGCUAGGGUCAGUAUACUGAUGGACCACUUCAAAAUGGCCUUGGAUUGCUUUUUUGCAGUUUGGUUUGUUGUUGGUAAUGUUUGGAUAUUUGGAGGGCAUUCAUCUUCUUCUGAUGCCCCAAAUUUGUAUAGGUUAUGUUUGGUGUUUCUUACCUUUAGUUGUAUUGGCUAUGCCAUGCCUUUCAUUUUGUGUGGAAUGAUAUGCUGCUGUCUUCCAUGCAUCAUUCAUAUUCUUGGUGUACGUGAGGAUAUGAAUGGAGUGAGAGGAGCCACUGAAGAGUCUAUUAAUGCUUUGCCCAAACAUAAGUUUAAGCUAAAGAGGAAUCGAAGUAGCAGCAGUGGAGACAGCAGUUCUGGAUUUGAGGAAGGUGGGUUUCUAGCUGCCGGAACAGAAAAGGAGCGUGCCAUCUCAGGGGAAGAUGCUGUUUGUUGUAUCUGCUUGACAAAAUAUGAGGACGAUGAUGAGUUGAGAGAGCUUCCCUGCUCUCAUUUCUUCCACACAGAAUGUGUGGAUAAGUGGCUUAAGAUAAAUGCAUCAUGCCCCCUCUGCAAAUUUGAAAUUGGUGGUGGUGGUGGUGGUGGUGCUGAGGAUGCAGCACCUGUAGAAGCCAGCCAGGAAGAUCAAGGAGUAUGAAACAUGGGUUGAUGAAACAAGUAAUGGCACAAGGUAGGAGCUUGCCCUUCCAUACGAGGUAUUCUGAAUAUGAGAUGAUGGUAAGGUUGUACAGUCGAGGUCAUCAAGUGUCUCUGCAGCUUCAUGACAUCAACAUCUGUGAUGUACAAGGGUAAUUGUGAUUUGUCAAAUGCGCUUCCCGGUUGUGCAGAAGUAUGCGAUAUGUUGUCAAGCUGUAGAUUUGAGUUAUACCCUAUUUCUUUGAAGGAUAUGUAUACUCUUGAAACUGCUGAGCAAGAAAUACAUCAUCUUUGAAUAAAUUACUGUCGUUGUAGGCUGCAUUUUUGGUUUUAAUGUAUGAAGAAGAACCCUGCUCUGGUUAAUGUUUUA